Cucurbita pepo subsp. pepo (vegetable marrow) is the source of this 1454-nucleotide messenger RNA. Its product is annotated as DNA/RNA-binding protein Kin17, conserved region. Lineage: Eukaryota; Viridiplantae; Streptophyta; Magnoliopsida; Cucurbitales; Cucurbitaceae. Gene Ontology annotation, cellular component: nucleus. Gene Ontology annotation, molecular function: double-stranded DNA binding. Gene Ontology annotation, biological process: DNA replication; DNA damage response. The record is from RefSeq and is a predicted model, not a curated record.
AUCUUCCUCCCACUCACGGCUGCAACCCCAGUUCUUCUUCUCCGUUUCAGCUCAGUGCCGCCGCUGCCUCUCUCACGCUCAGUGUCGCCGCCGCAUCCUUCAUCGGUUUUCUACUCUCUGGUUGCUACUGGGAUUGCUAACUUCUCAAGGAAAUUUCGAGAAUCUCAAUGGGGAAGAACGAAUUUCUAACCCCCAAAGCGAUCGCAAACAGAAUCAAGGCAAAAGGGCUCCAGAAGCUCAGAUGGUAUUGUCAGAUGUGUCAGAAGCAGUGCCGUGAUGAAAAUGGCUUUAAAUGUCACUGUAUGAGUGAAAGCCAUCAACGCCAAAUGCAGAUCUUUGGCCAAAACCCCCAUCGUAUUGUUGAAGGUUAUUCCGAAGAGUUUGAGAGAUCUUUUAUGGAGCACAUUAAGCGUAGCCAUCGGUUCAGUCGUGUGGCAGCUACAGUGGUCUACAACGAAUACAUCAAUGACAGACAUCAUAUUCAUAUGAAUUCAACGCAGUGGGCUACUCUCACUGAGUUUGUAAAACACUUGGGUCGAACAGGGCAGUGUAAGGUGGACGAGACACCCAAGGGUUGGUUCAUUACUUACAUUGAUAGAGAUUCAGAGACGCUUUUUAAAGAGAAAAUGAAAAACAAGAGGAUGAGGGCAGAUUUAGCUGAAGAAGAGAAGCAAGAGAGAGAGAUACAGAAGCAAAUUGAGAGGGCUGAGCAAUUAGCACCUUUGGCUUCUGUAUCUGCUGAACCUUUGGAGGCUGAACAAACGAGGGAGUUAAAAUUGGAUAGUGGUGUUAAGCUUGGAUUUUCUUUGGGAACAACAUCAAAAUUAAAGGAGAAAGGAGAGAGUUCCAGGGUGGUUUUUGAUGAGGAUGAGAAUGGUGAGACUGCCAAGGGGAAAUCUGGAGAGACUUCCAAAAACAAGAUGGGUAGCGGUGGUCUGUCAGCUUUGGAGGCGUUGAUGAGAGAAGAAGAGAUGAAGAAGGAGAAGAUUAAUAGAAAGGAUUACUGGCUGUGUGAGGGAAUAAUUGUGAAGGUCAUGAGUAAGAAUUUGGCUGAGAUGGGAUACUAUAAACAGAAGGGAGUUGUGCGAAAGGUGAUUGAUAAAUAUGUUGGAGAGAUUGAAACGCUUGAUGGAAAGCAUGUGUUGAGAGUUGAUCAAGAAGAAUUAGAAACAGUGAUACCACAAAUUGGUGGCUUAGUCAGGAUAGUGAAUGGGGCAUAUCGUGGAUCGAAUGCUAGGUUGUUGGGUGUUGACACCGAUAAGUUUUGUGCCAAAGUGCAAAUAGAAAAGGGUGUAUACGAUGGCCGGGUGCUUAAGGCUGUUGAAUAUGAAGAUAUCUGUAAACUUGCAUCAUAACUUUGAGAUUGAAGUGAAACUCUCUAUUUGUACUUUUGUUUUCGAUAUUUUCAGAAAGCAUAUUUGUGCUAAUAUGACAUUUGAUGUCUUCCAAAUACU